Messenger RNA from Ictalurus furcatus (blue catfish), 2341 nucleotides. RefSeq lists its product as uncharacterized. NCBI's taxonomy places the organism in Eukaryota, Metazoa, Chordata, Actinopteri, Siluriformes, Ictaluridae. Bases 1309 to 2133 code for a protein of 274 amino acids. Gene Ontology annotation, biological process: T cell costimulation; immune response; cell surface receptor signaling pathway. The transcript has 5 exons. Gene Ontology annotation, cellular component: external side of plasma membrane. The record is from RefSeq and is a predicted model, not a curated record.
GUGCAGUUUAUAAUAGUGUGCACAAAUGUCCUUGUACAGUAUUGUACUGAGGAAAGUGUAGAAAUAUGUGCACGUAAGAAACUUACCAAAGGGCAGAGUUAGACAGUCUGAUGGCAGGAUUAAGGACCUGCAAAUAAAAUAGGUACAAUAAGACUAUGCUAUAUACAAUAUAAGUAAGUGGAUAACAAUGAGUGUAAACAAGACAAAGUAUCACACUGUGCUAAAGUAAAUUGUAACGUGACUUAAGUGACAAAGUAGCAAAAUAAGUCAAUACAGCACACACAUUUAGCAGAUUAGCAGUAUAUUAUGUAUAGCUACCUUGUGUAUACAAAGUUACUGGCCAUUUUACCAAAUAGGUCUGUCCAUACAUCAGUAGAAAAGGACCACAGUGAUCCGAUGUGUGGUGGCGCAUUCUCACCACAGCAGUGACGUUGACAUAGUUGUGUAUGUGUGGCUCUGGUGUGAGUGUAUUGCAUUUCAAGUCUACAUUAUUAACAGUGGUUUGCUUUAAGUUACUUUUAGCUGAUGUUACGACAUGCUGUAAUGAAAUGCUGCGGCCUGCAUUUCCUGUAUUCUUAAGUACCAUUUUCCACGUUGGCUUCUUCAGAAAGCAGAACUGACAGAGUUUAAGACAAAACAUUUCAAAAUAUUUCCCUGAUGUCAUUGUGUGAAUCUGUGUUUAAAAAUUGUCUCGUUAUAUGUACACACACUUUAAACAGUAGCAAGUAAAUCCUUAUGAGAGCAAACAUUUUAUGUUUGUAAGUUGUUAUUUAGCUGAUGUUUUGGUAUUUUUGGGGGGGUAAAUUUUAAUAAUAAUCUGUAGGCAGUACUGCUAACCUGGAAAGGCAACGUAGUUAUUUCGUCACUCAUGUGGGAGUAGGAAGUGUGAGUUUAUGUGGACAGAACUUAAUGUGAUGUGGUGUGUGUGUGUGUGUAGGAGUGUGCUAGACCCAUUAGACACAUUUACCCCACUCGAGGAAAAACGGUUUAAACCUUUGUGGUAAACAUGUUAUCAGAGUUGCUCUUGUGCUUUUUUCUAACUCUUCCGUUUUGCUACUCUACAAACACCAAAAAUGCAGUGACUUUAUUUAUGACUUCAAUAAUAUGAUUUUAUCAUAUUGCCCAGCCCUAGUAGUUGGAGAGUAGGUAUUUGUGAUAUAAAUCAUUUAUAAUUUCCUUAUACAUUUCUUCAUACCAGUAUAUAGGGUUUUGCGCUAUUCUAAUUGACUCCUUCACUCUAUAGGUGCCGUGUCUAGUGGGGAUACUGCCUUUCUACCAUGUCCUUUACCGAUCAACUACACUGACUUUAUGAGGAUUGGAGUUAAGUGGGAAAAGGAUGGAGGGUCAAUUUUAUGUACAUAUUCUAUUCAAAAUAAAACAACUCAUGACCAUAACUGCAAACCUCGGUUCAAAGUAAAUACAGAACCUUUAGGGCUGAAUGUAACAGGUGUUGAAAGCAGUGAUGCUGGUCUUUAUAAAUGUUUGAUGACCAGAUUAAUACCACCACCUUCAGAUGAGAGAUCAGUAACCCUGAGGCUUAAAGUUAAUGUUCUACCAUCUCUUACCCUGCAGCUGAUGAACAGCACUAAUGUCUCCUGUGUGGAGCUGCUCUGCUCUCUGCAGGGUUUGGGACCACAGCAGGUGAACUUCACAUGGACCAGAGCAACUCAGCUUCUUCACCAUCAUCCAGAGUCCAGAAGCAUGAACAGUACACUGACGCUCUGCAAGCCGAACUGGACGGACAGAGAAACACUCACUUGUCACGCCAGUUACUCACACAACCACACACUCUACAGCAAGAGCAUAACACUCCCAUGCAACUCAGUGGGCUGUAAGGUUGAGGAAGCAUCAUUACUGAUCAUUGCCGUUAUCAGCACAUGUGCAGGGCUGCUUUUCCUCGUUCUGCUUGGUGUAGCCAUCUUCAAAUGUAAGAAAAGACAUGCUGCAAAUGGUACUGCAUACUACAGAAAUAAAAUCUACGAGAACUUCUCUUUUUCCACGGCUACGAUCAACCCCAAUCCAAGUCCGCAAAAUGCUCAGCCUGGUGCCAGAUACAAUAUCAACAGUACUACCAGACCUAUUCCACAGACAAUCACACAGACUCAGAGAGAGGAAUGCAUCUAUGAGAACUAACAAUAACUAAGCAACUGCUAUCAUAAAAAAACAGGCUCCAAUGUUGGUUUGUGUGCAAUUUAUUUUAUUUAUUAAUAGUCACUUUUUCUAAACACAUAAACUGUGGUCACACUAUCACAGUGUCUCUACUCUAAAUGUAGUAGGACCCGACUAACAGUUUAUCUCUGUAUAGUGGUUUUGGUUCUUCUAAAUAAAUGGCAAAUAUUGC